CUCGUGUUGAAAUGUUGCACAACAUUUUACUUUAAAAAUAAGCCCUCCGUGCUGUAGCAACAUCGACCUGAAAACAUUGAACGCGUCUGUCAUUCAUUGUAGGCAUACGUUAUUUGAGGCAGACGAAGUUCCCUAUACUUCGUUUAACGAAGACAUGCUCGGUGCGCCAGAUCGACUACGGUUUGGAGGUUCCAGGAUGUCCCAGAAGAUCAAGGCGGGGUCGGUGGUGGAGAUGCAGGGGGAUGAGAUGACCAGAGUCAUCUGGGAGCUCAUUAAGGAGAAGCUCAUCUUCCCAUACCUGGAGAUGGACCUGCACAGCUACGACCUGGGCAUGGAGAACCGCGAUGCCACAGACGACAAGGUGACGGUUGAGGCGGCGGAGGCGACGCGGCGCUACAACGUGGGCAUUAAGUGUGCCACCAUCACGCCGGAUGAAAACCGGGUGGAGGAGUUCAAGCUAAAGCAGAUGUGGCGCUCGCCCAACGGGACCAUCCGUAACAUCCUGGGAGGCACCGUGUUCAGGGAGGCCAUCAUCUGUAAGAACAUCCCCCGCCUGGUGCCCGGCUGGGUCAAACCCAUAAUCAUCGGCAGGCAUGCCCACGGAGACCAGUACAAGGCCACAGACUUUGUGGUACCUGGACCUGGGAGACUGGAGAUGAAAUUCACACCCAAGAUUGGGGAGCCAAUGAACUUUGUUGUCCAUGACUUUGAAGGUUCAGGUGGUGUGGCUCUGGGGAUGUACAACACAGACAGCUCCAUCAGGGACUUUGCCCACAGCUCCUUCCAGAUGGGGCUGCAAAAAGCCUGGCCUCUGUACCUCAGCACCAAGAACACCAUCCUCAAGAAGUACGACGGCCGCUUCAAAGAUAUCUUCCAGGAGAUCUAUGAAAAGCAGUACCGCUCUAAGUUUGAGCAGAAGGGGAUCUGGUAUGAGCAUCGUCUGAUUGAUGACAUGGUGGCUCAGGCCAUGAAGUCUGAUGGAGGAUUCAUCUGGGCCUGCAAGAACUACGACGGGGACGUCCAGUCUGACUCUGUAGCCCAAGGUUAUGGGUCCCUUGGUAUGAUGACCAGUGUGCUCAUCUGUCCUGACGGUCGUACGGUCGAGUCGGAGGCGGCCCACGGCACGGUAACGCGCCACUACAGACAGCACCAGCAGGGCAAGGAGACAUCCACCAACCCCAUCGCGUCCAUCUUUGCUUGGUCACGGGGGCUGCUGCACCGAGCGAAGCUGGAUGACAACGCAGAGCUGCGUGUGUUUGCUGAGGCCCUGGAGGUCGUCUGCGUGGAGACCAUCGAGGCUGGCUUCAUGACCAAGGAUCUGGCGAUCUGUAUCAAAGGCAUGGCAGGUACCAAACGCUCAGACUACCUGAACACCUUUGAGUUCCUGGAUAAACUGUCAGAGAACCUGAAGACCAAGAUGUCCAACCAACCCAAACUGUGAUCACCUCAUCUCCUACCUUUAAACACACACACUAUUGACAGCAGGGACUAUGGGCCCUGGCCAACACUGAACCACGGGGGACUGUCUGCCCAGAACGCAACCAGAGCUUCUAGAAGACCUAGGACCCUUGAGACUUAAUCAUUCCCUCCACAAGCAGUCUGUCUGAUUCAAGGAGGUGUCUUGUCCAGGGGGAGGGGGGUGAUGUCCUCCCAAAGCUAAUGAAUCAUUCCUAUCUAAACUACUUGCCAUUGCUGUCCCACUCUCCCCAUGCUUGCUGUUGCUUGGUAAUAUGAAUAUUCAUGUGGAAUCAUUCAACUCAACUUGCCUCUUAUUUCAUUGCUGUUUCAAUGUUACCCAACAAUACAGACCAACUCCUUCUGCAUCAUAAAAGCUGUUGACCCCCUACAACUCUAAUGCCAUCUGCUCUGCCCCUUGAACACGCCCCCAACUCACCUGAUGAACUAGCUGCCCAAGUCAACACUGCUCCCUCAAUUCCCCCCCCCCCCCCCCUCCAAACUAAACCGUGUCCUUCUCCUCCUGGUUGACCCCUGAGAUCCAUGCACUGCUUGCUUCAAUAAAGAGUUCUCCACUGUCAGAAAACUACUUCAGCCUCGUGACGACGCCUUCUCUACUCCCUCCACUGAACUCUGCAACUCCUUCCGUCAGCUAUUUUCAAGGAAAAGCUCACAUAUACACUUCACUGACUGAUCAAUCUCUCUUAUCUGCCCCUCCCCCCGUCAACCUCAACCGUCACCCCUGAAACCCGGCUCUACGAAUUUGCACUCAUUGACUCUCCCUAUAUCUCAAAAUUCAUGUCAUCAACACCACAACUUACUCAUCACAGCUCUGUUCUCAUUAAAGCCUGCCUGCCCUCUGUCCAUAUAUCACACACCAUCAACCUCUCCCUUACCCACGGAUCUCAUCCCUCCAACUACAGAACAGCUGCAGGCACCCCUCCCCCAUCUUAAAAAUACCAGGAACGGACACCACCAUCUUUCUGCACAAUUUCCAACCUUCCUUUCCAAGACUCUGGAACAGACCGUGGCCUCCCAAUUCUAACCCACCUGCUAGUCAACAACUAAUUCAAGCUCGUCCAGUCUGGUUUCCACCACAGUACUGAAACUCUACUCAAAGUUGUGAAUGACCUCACCUCUGCUGAUGCUGGUGCCCUUAACAUCCUGAUUCUCCUUGACCGGAGUGCCGCUUUUAGCACUGAGUCAUCAGAUUGAGGGUGCAGCACUUUCCUGGCUACAAUCAUACCUCAUAAACCGGACCCACUACAUCUCCCUCAAUGGCCAUACCUCAGACGCCACUGCAGUCACACAGGGUGUCCCCCAAGGUACUGUGCUGGGCCCCUUACGCUUCAUCUUCCUUGGUCAGGUGACACCCAGAUCACCUCGGCACCAAAUCCCUAUUCGACCCACAUUGAAUUUCCUUUCUAGGCAAUAAAAACAUGGCUGCAACAACGCUUCCUCAAGCUAAGCAUUUAUAAAACGGAACUCCUACUCAUAGACACCAAAUCCAUCUUCACCAAAGCUGGUAAUCUUGCGAUUGACACCACUGUCUCCCCCCACACACACAACCUUGGCUUCACCCUCUCCUUUGACCAUCACAUAAGACGGACAGACUGGCAAAUUGUCAUUCUUCCACCUCUGCAACAUUGCCAAAGCUAGGUCCACCUGUCCUGCCGUUGAAACACGCAUUCAUCUCCUCCUGUCUUGACUACUGUAACUCACUACUCUCUAGCGUCAACUCAGGCUCCCUCCAUAGUCUCCAAGUGGUUCAUAACUCUGCAGCCCGACCCCCUCACCCACACUAAGUACUGGUAGCACAUCUCCUCUGUGAACUUCACUAGCUCCCUGUCUCUCAACGCAUUGAUUACAAGCUCUUCUUUCUGACCUACAAAGCCCUUCACCACCUUGCCCCCCCCACCCACCGCUGACAUUCUUGUCCCCUACCAACCCACAUGCCCCUUACCCUAAAUCAGGUUCGUAUCCUAACCCCAACCCUCCCCAUACACUGAUACAUCUCUCUUAUUUCAGCCCACCCCGCUCUUUAUUCAUGUUUUUGUAAACUUUAUUUUUUUUUUUUUUUUUUACAAUUGUUUAGAUUUGGUCCUUAAAGUGCUAUAUUAAUCGCAUGUUGUUUUACUAUAUGCAGGGUUCAGAUGUAGGCUGAGUAUUUGUAUUUUUACAGGGACAGUGCACAUUAAUCAACGUUUCAGUAAAAGUGCUUGUUUUAGCCAACCGGCUAAUUUUCAACCACAGUCCCUGGGCAGGUUGUUGAUGUGAGGCCAUCUUCUCCAUUGAUGACUUGCCACUAUGGUCCAGCCAUAUCUUUUGGUAACACUCAGCCAAUCUAAGUGGCCUGAAUCCUAAUUUGAGAUCCACAAGCAUAACUUGUGAUUUUUUUAUUUUUUUUAAAGCAAUCGCCUAGUGAAAUAUGUGUUUAUAAUUCUGCCAAGUAUGACUGUUUUUAAUGAAUGAUGGACACAGAAAUAACCAGUGUUCUUUACGCUAAUUGCAAUAAGGUCCCCCUAUGGUUGUGUUUUUUUUUUGUGUGUGUUGUCUGUCAGUGAGCAGUGAUCGCCAGUCCUGCCUGAGGGUGCGCUUACCCUUCUGUUGCCUUGUCUUAUGUAACGUGACUUCAGUCUGUCACACCAUUUUAUAUAGAUUAUGCCAUAACGACUACUGCAGCCUGUUUAGAUUUUGACUGUCUUGACUUGCUGUCAUUGAUUCACAAAGCUAUACUAGCAUCACCCACUCCCUGUUUGUGGUUAUGUAAGAUAUUAAAAACACACUUAACACCUUAACCCAUACAGAAACAACUGUCCAAGUACCUUCCUCUGCCAGUAAGCACACACAACCAGGGGAUGCAGGUUUGUACUCGACAGUGUGGUCAGAAUAUCAACUCAAUAAAUGGGUUUUGGAGAAAA
This is a messenger RNA of Oncorhynchus masou masou (cherry salmon), 4376 nucleotides long. Its product is annotated as isocitrate dehydrogenase [NADP] cytoplasmic-like. NCBI's taxonomy places the organism in Eukaryota, Metazoa, Chordata, Actinopteri, Salmoniformes, Salmonidae. The transcript is spliced from 9 exons. Gene Ontology annotation, molecular function: isocitrate dehydrogenase (NADP+) activity; NAD binding; magnesium ion binding. The record is from RefSeq and is a predicted model, not a curated record. Gene Ontology annotation, biological process: isocitrate metabolic process; NADP+ metabolic process. Gene Ontology annotation, cellular component: peroxisome; mitochondrion; cytosol. Bases 155 to 1441 code for a protein of 428 amino acids.